AUGUCUUCUGAUGCGUCAGAAUAUACUAUUGGGGGAGUGAAGAUUAUGUUCCCUUGCAAGGCUUACCCUUCACAACUUGCCAUGAUGAAUGCUAUUGUUAAAGGCUUAAAUAACAGGCAACACUGUUUGUUGGAGAGCCCUACAGGAAGUGGCAAAAGCUUGGCAUUGCUCUGUUCUGCGUUAUCCUGGCAGCAGUCUCUCUAUGAGAAAUCACUGCUUACAUCAUCAUGCGAAAAGGAAGACAGAAAGCCAGAGACCUCACCACCGUGUGGCUGCACGUGUCAUUCCCAAUCCAGGAGCAAUGAAGCUGCAACAAGUGUGAAUGGUGGUGCUUCUUGUUCUUCUAAUAAUUAUGAAAGUGGAAGUUCCAUAAAACCUAGAAGCCUGCUAACAAACACAGAAUAUAAGGAAAAUGAAACGCUAGCUUCAAAACUGUCUGCCAAAAAAAGGUCAUCUCUCUGUGACAAUGAGAAUGGUGAUUUUCAAGUAGACAGGAAAAGGAUUCGCCCUUUAGAAACUGAGCAGCAGGUUAGAAAACGCCAUUGUUUUGCAAAAGGAGUGCAGCUAGUUGAUGCCUUAGAAGUUUAUCAUCAGAGAAAGAAUGGAGAGCUGAUUGUUCACUCUGAAAAAAGUGUGAAAACCACUACUUUUUCUCCCAAAACAUCUUCUGGCCCUUGCACUGAGUGUUCCUGUUCUUCUGGAAAAGCAACUGAUAAAGAUACUGGUAACACAAAGAAGAAAGAAAAUGGAGCUCGGUCGUUCAUUCCCAAAAUAUUUUUUGGAACGCGAACGCACAAGCAAAUAUCCCAGAUUACCAGAGAGUUGAAGAGAACGGCGUAUUCCAGUGUCCCUAUGACAAUUCUUUCUAGCCGGGAUUAUACCUGUAUUCAUCCGGUGGUAUCUAGUAGUGGUAGUAACAGGAACGAAAUGUGUGUAGAAUUGCUGGAAGGAAAACAUGGCAAGUCCUGUCUUUACUAUCAUGGUGUUCAUAAACUCAGUGAACACCAUGCCCUACAGUCUGCACAUAGGAUGUAUCAGGCUUGGGACAUUGAAGACCUAGUGAGCCUGGGAAAGAAGCUUCGUGCUUGUGCAUAUUUUGCGGCCAGAGAACUCAUGGUGGGGGCAGAUAUUGUAUUUUGUCCUUAUAAUUAUCUCCUCGACUCGCAGAUACGGGAGAGUAUGGAAAUUAACCUAAAAGGCCAAGUAGUCAUUUUAGAUGAAGCCCAUAAUAUUGAGGACUGUGCUCGGGAGUCAGUGAGCUACAGUGUUACAGAAAGUCAACUAAGAGCUGCUCGAGAAGAGCUGGAUUUGAUGGUCAAUAACAACAUCAGACGGAAGGAUCAUGAGCCCCUGCGGGCUGUGUGCUGCUCUUUGAUAAACUGGUUACAGGAGAGCUCUAGUCUACUAGUAGAAACAGGGUAUGAAACUUCCUGUAAGGUCUGGAGUGGAAAAGAAAUGCUCACCAUUUUGCACAAAAUGGGAAUAACUGGUAUCACUUUUCCCAUUUUACAGAAACAUCUUGCUACCGUCCUGGAAAAAGAAGAAAAAAUGUCAGUGCUCGGUAGAGAGGAACUUAUUGUGAUACCAGUUGUGAGCCCUGCCACUCAGAUUGUGCUGAAAGGGUUAUUCAUGGUUCUUCUAUGUCUUUUUAAAGAUAAUAGCAGGUAUGCAGAUGAUUACAGAGUUGCUCUACAACAAACUUACACUUGGGUGAAUGAAAACCAAGUUGAUGUUUCUGAUACAAAUGCCUUCUCUAUGCGGCCCAAGCGUAAAAGGAGUUUGCGGCAGAAAACCGUAGUCCACAUGCUUAAUUUUUGGUGCUUGAAUCCCGCCGUGGCUUUUUCAGACUUAAGUGAUGUUAGAACAAUUGUUCUGACAUCAGGUACACUCUCUCCAAUGGAUUCAUUUUCUUCAGAGCUUGGUGUGAAGUUUUCCAUUCAGUUGGAGGCAAAUCACGUUAUUCGGAACUCACAGGUUUGGGUUGGCACUGUUGGAGCAGGCCCUAACGGUCGGAAGUUAUGUGCCACGUUCCAGCAUACAGAGACCUUUGAGUUCCAGGAUGAGGUGGGAGCACUUCUGCUUUCAGUGUGUCAGACAGUUGGCCAAGGAAUUUUGUGCUUUUUGCCAUCCUAUAAG
Leptosomus discolor (cuckoo roller) is the source of this 2136-nucleotide messenger RNA. Lineage: Eukaryota; Metazoa; Chordata; Aves; Leptosomiformes; Leptosomidae. The record is from RefSeq and is a predicted model, not a curated record.